AACAUCAACACGUGCGGUAGAUGGUGGAAUUUAUUAAAACUGAUAUUAAUUUCAAUUAGUUUUGUGAAAAACUAUUAAAUAAGUGUAACAAAAAAUAACAAAAUUACACUACCAGCACUAAGAAAAGUGAAUGUGAAACAUUUUCAUCAGUAAAUCAAUAAAAUAUUAACGUAAACAAAACAUUACAAGCAUAAUUUUUCUAAGACCUCAAGAAAUAAAUUUCUAAAACAACAUGGAUUUUGAAAAUGAAGAAAAUGAUAAUUUAAAAUUUCAACACUUAGCAGGAGGAUAUAUUUUAGAUUAUGCCCCCUUAUACUCCAAAACUGGAGAGCACUUGUUGUUUAUGGCCCAGAAUGAAGUUAGAAUUUACUCCACCAUAAGUGGCCAGUUUGUGAGAAAGCUGGAGGGUUCCACAAAACCCCUUAUAGAUUUUGAAUUUGAAUUAAAUGAUGAUAGUACUUUGGUAGCCUGCAAUAAAGCGGCCGAAAUUUUUUCCUGGGACUGGAAGACUGGAGUUCUUAAGAAUACUCUUGCAAUACAUACUCCUGAAGAGGCAGCAAAAAGAACGGUGACAAGUUUCAAACUUAUUAGUCUAUAUGAUAAUAAUUCGGAAUUAUCUCAUGCUGUUAUUUGCUACAGAGUCCUAAGCAAACCGAUUAAAUUUCGUUUAUUUAAUCGAGGAACACAACAAUAUAUGAUAAUACCAUGUACUAUGAAAUUAACUACGGAGAUACCCUUGUUAGCAGUGGAUAAUAAUAAUUUCCCAAAUCUCGUGUUGGCACAGGAUUAUUUUGUAUAUUUUGUGAACUACAAAACUUGGCAAUGGGUUAGAUUAAUGAAUGCCCACAAAGUACCCGUUACUGCUAUACAAAUUCACCCAUCAGAAGAUUGUGUAGCAACAGGUGAUGAAUAUGGAAAAAUUUUCCUGUGGCGUCAGUUUAACAAUCAUAAAACUGUUAGAACUAGCUUAUAUCAUUGGCAUCAUACGAGAAUUACCAGCAUUUGUUUCACUCCAGCCGGUGCAAAUUUCUACAGCAGUGGUGAAGAAGCUGUAUUGGUUAAAUGGCAUAUAGAAAGGCCUGAUUUAAAACAAUAUAUACCACGUAUGGUGGCUAAAAUCCGUCAUAUUGUUGUUAGUCCAGACAAUUCAAAUGUGGUAGUAUGUACGAUUGACAAUAGCAUACAAAUUUAUGGCAUUGAAAAGACAGUAAUUCAGAAUCUACAAGAAUUCACUUAUGUAGCAGAGGAUUCUACUGAAAAUUAUAAAUUUCCUACGGGUUUACUUUUAAACCCACGUAACAAUUCGUUGGUAUUAAAUGGUCGUGUUGGAUCAUUACAAUUUUAUAAUACCUAUACCAAGAGUUUGUUGUAUAAUAUAAAUAUUGUUAAUCAAAAUUUAUUGUCCGUAGAACGAGAUAGGAUAAUGUACGAUAUACGUGUUACUAAAGCGGCGUUUAAUAUUGAUUGGAUGGCUACUGGAGAAGUUUUCAAUGAUGAAGAGCAUUUACCAGAAUUACGUUUAAAGUUUUGGAAAUAUCAAGAGGAAUCACAAAACUACGCUUUAAAUACCAACAUUGAAUUGCCCCAUGAAGGCGGUUUUAAAGCCAUUGAAUUCUCCAAUGACUAUCAAGUGGAUAAUCUGCUAUGUGCUACUGUAGGCGAAGAUAAUAUUAUAAAAAUGUGGUCUCUAGAUGACUCUGAUAAUAUUUAUAAAAGCGGCAAAACCUGGUAUUGUAUAGCACAAACUUCGUACAAAGAUUUUCCAGUCGAUUCGAUUUCAUUCUCCCAAGAUGGUUCUCUCUUGGCCGCUGGUUAUGGCAACACCUUGUGUGUAUAUAAAUCUGAUAAUCUAAAACUAAAAGCAGCUCUUACCGGCUCCAAUGGUCUGGAUGGCUGUGCAACUAAAGCUCUAGUUAGAUUGCCCACCAAAAAUAUAAACUACGCCAAAUCAGAAUUAUCGGAGAAACGUAAAAAAAUCAUGCAAUUAUUUACCAAUAUGUUGGAUACCAACGAAGAGACCUUAAUCAAAGAGCUGCAAAAGGCUUUAAAUGAUAAGAAAUCUGAGGACAAUAAUACAGCUCAACCCUUAAAACAUCUCGAUGAACAACAAAAGACAAAUUUAUAUAAAAAGGUUUUGCAAAUGCAUGAAUUGAGUUUAUAUCAAAAAGUUCAACUCUAUCAAAAAUUGGGUAUAACUUGUAAAGUUCAUCCACAAAUGGAAACAAAGCUAGCUGAAUAUUUAAAUAUUGUGUGUAAAAAACGACAAGUGGAAUGUGUAUUGCACGCCAAGGCUCAUCGUUUGAAUUUAAGGCAACGUUUUAAGGCAAAAUAUCGUUUGCAUCAUUAUUUCAAACAACAACAUAACUAUGAUGCUAAAGUUGUACAAAAUCUAGUGCCCAUAUUGAGCUUAAUGAAUCUGGGAAGUACUAUUGUACACAAAAAAAAUGAUAUUAUUAAGUCGGAUAAGGUCAACUGUGUGAUUGGUAAUAAGAAAAGCGUGGUACCGCCUAAACCAACAUUGGCUGAAAUAACUCACGUACAAUUUGCUGCCGGAGAAUAUGCUCAUUUGGUGGUUGUAUGUACGCAGCGUCGUGUUCUAAUAUGGAAUCUUUUAACUCUCAGGCUGCAAUCGGUUUUAAAAUUAAGUGUUAAACACUUGACAUUUGAUCCACAAACUAAUUUAAUGGCUGUGGUAACUCACAAUAAUGAAUUGCAUCUUUUCCAACCCAAUGUUCCGCUGCCCAUUUACCAGCGACGCAAUGUACCAAAUGUGUAUGGUAUUGCUUGGAUACCAAGACGUUACCCGAAGCAAAGAUCUAUAAAUUUAGAUUGGCAGGCUCAGUCAACUUUAUAUUUCUUAAAUGAAAAUCAGCAAAUUAUUUACUUAUCUUCGCCCAAUGAACAACAUUCAGAUGUUGCAGCACCCAUUGCAUUUGAUAAUGCAGCCACCGAUUCUAUAAAUUAUACCACAUUUGGUACUUAUGCUACAAAAGCAGUCAGCGACAAACAAACUGCAUCACGUCAAAAUGGUCCCUUAGUUUUGGGCAAUAGUGAUAAGACUGCAGUUAAAGCGCUUAUUGACAUGUCUGUUCAUACUAUGCCGCCAAUGAGUUUGAUUUGUGAAGAUUUCCUCAAAUCAAUGAUAAAAUCAAGUGAUCCCAAAUCAUUCAACGACCAUUCCCAUACCGGGGAAGAUGUUUUAACCACAAGGCUAAAUGGUGAUCAAAAUGGUUUUGGUAAACACUCAGACGAUGAUGAUGAUGAUGACAAUACCAAAAUGACAAAUGGCUCAUCACCCGCCAGUAAUCAAACCAAGCAAAUACGUAAAGAAGUAAUGCAUAAAACGGAACAGCUGAAACGCAAACAGAAACAUUUAGGUAUAAGCGAGAACUUACAAUCAGCACCACCUGCCAAUGAAACUGAGGAAAACCAAUUAAGAAAUAUGGCCAAGCAUGCCAUACUAUUAGAUUUUUAAUUAUUUUUUUCUUCUUUAGUUUUAAUUUAACGCUCCUAUUAAAAUUGAAACUCUUAAGGAUUUGUAUUUAGUUCUUAAACUAUGACUCCAAGUUUUUCUUGAUUUAUUGUGUAAAAAUUAUAUAUUGAUCAGCUGUUACAAUUUGCUUUUUAUAAUAGUUUUUUUCUUAACUUUUUUUCUAUAUUUCUUUAUGUAAAGAAACUGUAAAUGCAUUAAAGUUAUUUUUAUAUAGAAACAAAAAAAA
This is a messenger RNA of Calliphora vicina (urban bluebottle blowfly), 3719 nucleotides long. Its product is annotated as WD repeat-containing protein l(2)05287. The record is from RefSeq and is a predicted model, not a curated record. The coding region runs from base 233 to 3475 and encodes 1080 amino acids. Gene Ontology annotation, cellular component: nucleolus. NCBI's taxonomy places the organism in Eukaryota, Metazoa, Arthropoda, Insecta, Diptera, Calliphoridae. The transcript is spliced from 10 exons. Gene Ontology annotation, molecular function: RNA binding; protein binding. Gene Ontology annotation, biological process: positive regulation of rRNA processing; positive regulation of transcription by RNA polymerase I.